Megachile rotundata (alfalfa leafcutting bee) is the source of this 6401-nucleotide messenger RNA. Its product is annotated as NACHT and WD repeat domain-containing protein 2. The record is from RefSeq and is a predicted model, not a curated record. NCBI's taxonomy places the organism in Eukaryota, Metazoa, Arthropoda, Insecta, Hymenoptera, Megachilidae. Gene Ontology annotation, molecular function: protein binding.
ACGAACUCAAUUUUAAUGUUUUCUUCUUCGUUUCGACUGAUUUAUCGAGGAAUAUAAAGAACGAAACAGCCGAAUUCAGAAAAGACAGAACGAGAUCAACCAAUUAAGUCGUAUAGUUAGAAGGGGUGAAAGUUCGCGCAAAAAUGGUAGUCACAUAUGAAUAUAUAUCCACACCCUAUAAAUGCUCACGAACUUCUGGACUCGAUCUCAGUACCUCUGAAAUGUUGCACGUGACCUGAUGCAACUCAAAUUCACCAGCGAAGAACUAUUUUUAAUAAUCCGGAAAAUAGAUAAAAAGGAAUAAAAAUGGAUGAAGCCGUGAUCGAUUCGAUCUUCGCGGGAUCUUUGAAGUCCCUCCCAGCUGUUAGCUCUAAAAUCGUUCGAAUAUUCACAAGUUCCACUUUCACGGAUACGGCGAUGGAACGAAACACGUUAAUGGCCCAAUGUUACCCUAAGCUCAAAGAUUAUUGUAGGGAAAAACAUGGAUUAGAAUUUCAGGUAGUUGAUAUGAGAUGGGGUGUACGAGACGAAGCUACCGACGAUCAUAUGACAACAGAAUUGUGUAUGAGAGAAAUAGAAAAUUGCCAAAGGCUCUCGAUGGGCCCGAAUUUCGUGGUUUUCCUUGGGCAAAAGUAUGGAUAUCGUCCUAUACCGACCUACGUUCGAAGCUCUGAAUUGGAAAUGUUGCGAACGGAGCUGGAAAGUCAAGGAAUGGAUGUUAGUGUCUUAGACAAAUGGUACAAGAAGGAUAGCAAUGCUGUACCAGCGACGAGUAUCUUGCAACCUAUAUCGUCGAUCUUGAAAAAUUUUAAUAACAAAAGAAUACCGAAGUUGCAACAAGAGGAUCAGGCUAAAUGGUGGGACACCAUGGUAAAGAUGCAAAAACUGUUUAGAAAAGGUGCACAGUCUUUGUACAAUGCAGGAAAGUUUGACAAGGAUACGAUGCACAAUUAUUUUAUGUCAGUCACCGAAAGGGAAGUAAUCAAUGGUAUCUUGAACGUGAAAAACACCAAGAAUCACUGUCUGGCAUACAUACGAUACAUAAACAACAUAAAUCUUCAAAAUCUGAGAAAAGCUAGUUUGUUCUUGGACAUCGUCAAUAGAAGUUUGGACAACGAAGCUUCUAAACUACUGGCCAACUUGAGGGACGAAAGACUUCCGGAUAAAAUCGAAAGCACAAAUUUACAAAGAUACACGGUGGAAUGGAUUGGUCGAGAAGGUUUAGAUCCAGAAACGCACAGCGAGUACCUUCAACAUUUUAUUACACACUUCUAUCGAAACAUAGUAAAACUCGUGGAUCGUGCAAUGAGAAAAGAAGACAGUUCGGCACAGGGGCAGAUCAUAACAGAAAUUUUGCAACAUUUACACGCUUGUAAUAAUUCGGUGAAGGUGUUUUAUGGACGAGAAGAUACCUUGGAGAACAUCAAAGAGUACAUGUUGGGAGACAGCGAUAAACCCCUGGUUUUGUACGGAGAAGGUGGGUGCGGAAAGACGUCUUUGUUAGCGAAAAGUGCAGGAUUGACGAGCAGCGUAUGGCUUACCGGUAAAAAGCCAAUUAACAUAAUUCGAUUCCUUGGCACUACACCUGACAGCAGCGCUUUGACACCCACUCUGAUUUCCAUUUGCCAACAGAUCUCCUACAACUUUAUGCUACCCUUUGAAGAGAUCCCUGAUGAUUUAGUACCACUGACAGCCUAUUUCAAAUAUUUACUCACUCUAGCUACCUCCGAACAACCGAUUCUAUUAUUCCUGGAUAGUGUCGAUCAGUUAACUGGAGUGCAAGGGAAUAAGUUAUCGUGGUUACCUACUAGACUUCCGACAAAUUGCAAGAUGAUCUUGUCUUGCGCAGCGGAGGAAUCGAAUCCCGUAAUAUCUCGAGAUUAUCAAUUAUUACGAAGGAUGAUCGAUACCGAGGAAAACUUCAUCGAGGUCGUUGCUUUGGGCGAAGACCUGGCUAUGGAAGUGAUACGAAUGUGGAUGAAAACAGCUCAUAGAGAUCUGAACAAUUAUCAAUGGCGCUUGGUGGCGAACGCUAUAUCGAAGUGUUCCCUGCCGAUUUUCGUAAAGCUCGUAUUCGCAGAAAUCUGCAGGUGGAGGAGUUACACGAAGCCAGCGGAUACUCAUCUGACGUGUACCGUAAUGGAUAGCAUCAUGAUGCUGUUCGAAAGGAUCGAAAAGCAACACGGAAAGAUUUUGGUGUUUCAUGCGUUGGCCUACAUAACCGCUGCUAAGUCGGGAUUAUCGGAAUCCGAACUGGAAGAUCUGAUUUCGUUGGACGACAAGGUGUUGGACGACGUGUACCAGUAUCACUUGCCACCGGUUAGACGAAUCCCACCGUUGCUUUGGACCAGAAUACGUAACGAUUUGCCCAAUUAUCUUAGCGAAAGAGAAGCCGAUGGCGUCAGUGUCCUUAAUUGGUACCACAGACAAUUUAGAGACACCGCCAAGGAGAGAUACUUCAAGAACAUGAACAUGGCAAUGUAUUUCCACUCGAUGAUCGCCGAUUACUACCUUGGCAUUUGGGGAGGUGGACGUCCUAAGCCCUUUAAGUACACCGAGAUUCAAAGACAUCGAUUUAAUUUGGCGGACAAGGAAGGCGUGGCAGAUAGAAAAGUACCCGAACAACCCCUGGCAUUCUACUCGAAAGAUGGCACGAUUACCAGAUAUAAUUUGAGAAAGUUUGGCGAAUUACCCUUUCACUUGGUCAGAUCGCGUCGUUUCAAUGAUCUCUUCGAAAACGUUUUGUUCAACUACGAAUGGCUUCACGCCAAACUCAGUUCUUGUCCGCUGCAGGCAGUGCUAUCAGAUUUUGAAGACGCGUGCAAUUUCAUCGAUAAUCAGAGUAUCGUCAGAGAACUCAUGCUAGUAGCCGACGCGCUCAGAUUAGGCGGUGCAAUCUUGGGUUCUCACCCGGACAUGUUAGCACCUCAGCUGAUCGGCCGAUUGUUGCCAGAAAUCGGGGGAAACGAGAACGUAAAAAUGCUACUACGAGCGUGCGAUAACGACGGCGCGAAAGAUUCUGCUCUACUUCCUGUUUAUCACUGUUUACAUACUCCUGGUGGACCGCUUAAAUAUUCGCUGGAGGGACAUCAAUUCGCCGUAUUUGGAUUUUGUCUGACGUCCGAUUACCGUUACGUGGUCUCGAUAUCCAACAGAUUUAUCACCUGGGAUCUGAGCACCAGCGACAUGACCAGGGAUGUUAAUCCUGGCGUAGAGGGAAUUAUGCAAAACUUGGUCCUGAGCCCUGAUAACAGAUACGCCGCUGCGUUUACGACCAAUAAUCAGGUGUUUAGAGAUAGAUCGAGCGUCGUGUUGAAUACUCUGACCAGCGAGUUCGUCGUCCUCGAUAAUCCACUUCCAAACGAGGAUCCAGUGUGCGGAGUUCACAUGACGAAUCAAUUUUUCUUCGUCUAUGGUAAAUUAGGCUGGUGCAGAUUCGACUUGCGAGGAAAUUUAUUGGAGACUCAUACGAAUCCUGAGGAUUCGAAUAAGUGGCCAAUUUUAUGGGUGGAACAUACGAAUUUAGACGAGUACAGAAUAGUGUUCUGGUCAGGGAACAUAGAGGAAACCAAUAUGUUGUUGCACACUUACAGGAAAAAAGGACUUCUAGAGCCCUUACGUUUUCACAGCGCCUUGGUAAUGACCAACGAUAAGAAAGUUUUGUACGCGUGUACAAGUAACGACGAUUAUCGAGUCACGAAAUACACCAUCGACGAUACCUCUUCCGAAUGGGAAAAGGCUUUCGACAUGCCUAGAGCUUUCAACGAUCACGUCGAGUACCUGUUGCAACUGAAACUGGACAGGGAAGAGGAAAUGCUGCUGGCUACGAGUGCGAAUGGUUUCGUCGUUUGGUUUUUGGAAAGCAAAAGCGAUGCGUAUGUUUUGAUGCUGCCAAACGGAGUCAGGAACAUCAGUACUAAGAUGAUGUGCUCGAAUUCUAUAAUGAUCAGUGGCACUAAGAAUUACGCUGUUGCUGGUGUUAGAAAAAAUUUAUACGUUUGGAGUCUCGAAACAAGGGAGCUGGUAAAGACACUGGAUGCUCAUUUCGCGAGAAUAAUUCAACUGGAAGCAUUGACUGUAGGAAACUGGAAUAGCGUGGUAACGUCCAGUAUCGACAGAAGCGUUAAAGUAUGGAAUAUAAAUAACAUAUUCGAACAGGUUCACGUAAUAGACAGACACGAGUUGCAGAUAGACAUGAUAAGCCUGGCAGAAGAAUGUAAUUUAGCAGCAACGGUAACCAGAGAUUGCGUAGGUAUUUGGGACUUGCAAACAGGAAAGUUGAUUUCCAAAUUAGCCGACAGUCCUUUGGGGGCAAUCGUAACGCAUGCCUGCAUAACGCACGAUGGCAGAUACAUCGUUUCGAUAGAAUCAGGUAAUGUAUUAAUAUGGAACCGGAUUACGGAGCAGGUGUUAUUCAAGGAGGAGCAACAACACGUGAAACAACUGACACUGAUCGAAAAUUCAUCCAAGUUUAUGGCUGUUUCAAGACCUAAGAAUCCUGUUGGAGUAGAAAAUAUGAAAACAACUGCUACACUUUUUAUGAGAACGAUACCUGAUGGUACAACGACGUUCUCGGUGGAAUAUCCAGUCAGAAGUCAAACGAGUACUCCGUUUCGUAAUAUUGUAAUUACUUCUGACAAUUUGUAUCUGAUUGCACCAGCAGCUGAUAAGGGCAACAGAGAUUGCGUUAUCAUAUAUAAUGCAAAAACAGGUGCAUUAAUAAAUAAAAUUCCCGUAAAAGUACCAGGAUUUAAAGAUAUUUUGUGCAUCACUCCAAUGCCAAAUAAACCACAAUGGGUGGGGGUUAUUGGAUCUGAUAAGGGCAUUAUUUUGGACAUAAAUAAGAAGAAAAUUAUCCGAACAAUACCAAAAUGGAGUGGAAACAUCAGCAAAGAUGGAAAAUAUACCUUAUAUGCACCUAGCAGGGGAGGUUUGGAACUUUUAGAGCUAAAGAAAGGUACCACGGUAAAGACCUACAUUCCAAAGGUAGCAGAAGGUGUAUUUACUGUAAUAUCAAUGUUCAAUCGUACAGAUGAAUAUGUUCUAUAUUACCAUAGUGGAAGAAAAACUAUAAGAGUGUUCAGAUCAUCAGACUGCAAGAUGAUAGCAAACUAUAGGGUUCAGGCAGAACUUAGCGCGAUAGACAGCACCUACGAUGGUAAAAGUAUUGUUUUAGGAACAGUAGAUGGGUGCGUGUCUGUUUUAGUCAUAGCAGAUCCUAAAAAGGAGAAGAUGAAAGAGUAUAUAGCAAACUUACCGUCCCGUGAUGAAGAUUGGAAAAGGAAAACUGAAAAACAACGAGCAACUAUUAAAUUCAAAGCUGCUGCUCGAAUUGCUCGUGUAACGCACGAGUUGAAUGCGAUCAUAAGGAAUUCAAAUGUUGCAGAAACAAUCGAAGAAGUAGAUGAAAAUAUUGAAUAAAGAUUAUGGUUAUUAUGUAGAAAACCUUUUCCUGGUUAAAAGAAUAAUGUAGGUAUAAUAAAUGUAAAAUUGCAAUGUUAGAAUUUAUAUUACAUUUAUUUGUGUCUUUUAGUGUAAUUAAUUUUUAUAAUCUUUUUUUCUUUCUCUUACAUUUUUUCUCCGCGUUCAAAAAGUAAAGGGCACGAGACGAAUUCCGUGUUUCGUCGAUGCAAGACGGAUACCCUUGCAUAAAUCAAGUCAUUGUUUCUUUAAAUAACAAUUGUGUAGCUUGUUCUAUGCAAGGGAAUAUGUCCUUUAUCAUCUUGCAACGACAUUAAUUUAAUAACUGAAGACGUCUCGUGCCGACGCAGGCGUGAUCAAGUAUUGAACGUUUAUAUUUUUCGUUUUUUCUUUGUUUGUUUACAAAUUUGACGCACUCGAAAUUACUAUGAUGAGUGAUUUAAAAGAAAUGGUAUUACAGUUUACGAAUGAACGUAAGAUUUCAGUCAAUAUUGAAAUCGGAUGAUUCGCGUAUGAAAAUUUUCGUUGAUCGUUUGUUGUUUUGUCAUUUACGGUAUUAGUUAAAAAGGUUGAACCGUUUCAUACGGGCUUAAAUCAUACCACGAUGACCGAUUUGUAUUUUAAAAACCUGAUACUUGUAUGGCGAUAGAAUCAUGCUACCAUCUUGUAUAUCAGUGAUCUGUAAACAACUAUUAAACGUAUUUUGUAACAAUGUUAAACUAAACUAAAACACACCUGCAUCAGAGCACAUGUACGAACAAUAGUUCCAGCAGAACAUAAGGUUGUAUGGCAGCUUAGAUAAAAUAAACAGCGUCCUUCGUCGAAGACUUUAUGCUCUGUGUUAAAAAUCGAGUACGGUGUGUUUCGUUUCUUUACAAAAUGCUGCUCAUACAAUACAAUCAAUGUAUUUGGUAUUCGUUUUGAAUUUCGAUAAUCCGUUAGCAUUUUCUUUCCACGAAAUGCUCUUUUAUCGAAACAAA